AUGUGGGAUGUCAUUGCCCGGACCCAGAGCACCACCAGCUUGACCAAGGGGUUUGUGUCUCUCAAAGAUCUGCAGCUGAGGCUGAGCGGUGGGCCCGACCGGUGUGCAGGCAACGUGGAGAUCUACUACUUUGGAGCCUGGGAGAAGGUGUGUGGGUACCUGUGGGACAUGCAGGAUGCCGAGGUGGUGUGCAGGCAGCUGGGCUGUGGCUCCCCUCUCACAGACACACAUUCCUUCCCCUCGAACGACUUCUACCCCUACAUGAUUACUGAGGUGAACUGUGCGGGCACCGAGCGCUACUUGUGGCACUGCCCCUACACCUACCAGUACCGUGUCUGCCACCAUGGAGAUGCUUCUGUCAUGUGCUCAGAGAACUCCUCCUGUGGUGGCUUACUUCAGGGAUUGUCCGGCACCUUCCAGAGCCCGGGGUACCCCAACUCCUACCCUCACAACUCCUACUGCGUGUGGCACAUCCGGCUGCAGGACCCGGCCCGCAGGAUCCAGCUCCAGUUUACGGACGUGGAGCUGGAGGGCAACAGCUGCUCCUACGAUGCCAUCGAGGUGUACGACGGAGGGUCCACUCAGAGCUGGCGCCUCGGCCUUGUUUGCAGGGACAACAAUAGCGUCUUCAACUCAUCCGGGAACCAGCUCACCGUCCUGUUCCGCAGUGACGGCAGCGUCAGCAGGAGAGGCUUCCACGCCUACUACUCAUCAUUUCUCGACUUCCAUACCACCACGGCUCCCAACAGUACUUCCAACUGGAUGACCACUCCGUUAACAACCUCAGAAGAUUAUUCUUGUGGUGGCUUGCUUUCCUCUUCAUCUGGUACCUUACAGAGCCCAUUUUACCCCAGAAAUUAUCCAAACAAUGCCAACUGUGUGUGGGAAAUACAUGUAAAGAGCAACUUCCGUGUCACACUUGUAUUUACAGAUAUUCAGAUGGAAGGUGGCAGAUGCCUCUCUGACUAUGUGGAAAUCUAUGAUGGGCCCCUUCAGACCUCUCCUGUCCUUGGGAAGAUUUGUUCUGGUUAUCGCCCCAUGUACACAUCGUCCUCAAACCUGCUGACCGUCCGCUUCCACAGUAACUCCCGAUACACAUACAGAGGGUUUCAGGCCAACUAUCAUUCCACCCCAGCUGAUGACAGCACCACCCUGCUGUGUUUGCCAAACUACAUGCACGUGGUUGUGAGCAGAUACUUCCUUCAGUCCCAUGGCUAUUCUGCUUGGAACCUCACCCUGAACGACCCCUUUUGCACACCCAACAUCACAUCAAAUCAUGUGUCAUUCGACAUUCCAUACACUCGCUGUGGCACUGUCAGAGAGGGAAACAACAACACAAUCAGCUAUUCCAACAUUAUUAGAGGGUCCUCUUCUGGCACAUUAAUCACAAGAACUAGAAAUCUUCUCUUGCAUGUCAACUGCAAGAUGCUCCAGAACGCGUGGGCACAAACGAUGUAUGUCGCGGACGACAAUUUUGAAGUCAAUGAAACUCAAUAUGAGAGAUACGAUGUAAACCUCACAUUUUAUGACUCUUCAAGCUUCUCAAGGCCAGUGUAUGACUCACCCUACUAUGUCAGCAUCAACCAGAAUUUGUUCCUGGAAGCUUCCUUGCACAGCUCUGACCCAAUGCUGGAGUUGUUUCUGGACACUUGUGUGGCAUCUCCCACUCGCCACAAUUUCACAACAGGAUCCUAUGCUAUAGUCAAGAAUGGGUGUGUUAAAGACCCUACCUAUGCUUCGUAUUACUCACCCAGCAGACACACCGUCCGGUUUAAAUUCAACGCCUUCCAGUUCAUUCAGAGCAACCCAGAGGUUUACCUGCAGUGUGAGCUGGUGGUGUGCAGGGCCUUUGACUAUUCUUCCAGGUGCCACCAAGGCUGUGUUCAAAGGUCUAAGAGAGAGGCAAGCUCUGACCUAGAAAGUGUGAUUGUUGUUGCUGGCCCAAUACAGCUUUGGGAACCUGCAGCUGAGAUUAGGAAUGAAAAUGAGUCUGAAUAA
Pseudopodoces humilis (Tibetan ground-tit) is the source of this 1998-nucleotide messenger RNA. Lineage: Eukaryota; Metazoa; Chordata; Aves; Passeriformes; Paridae. The record is from RefSeq and is a predicted model, not a curated record.